UUUGCAGUUGGGAAUCGUAAGAUGGCAAACCAAGUUCAAACCAUUUUCCUUGAAGAAUGGCUGAGGAGCAACAGUGGUAGCAGCAUCAGCAGCUCAAUACAAUCUUCCUCCUCUUCAGCCAGAGCUAUUAUUCAAGCAUGGGCUGAUCUUAGGGACUCCCUUCAAAAUCAAUCUUUUCAUCCACAUCACCUCCAAUCUCUAAAGACCCUCCUUAGCUCCCAGAUGUCACUUUAUGUUGCAGACCCACAAGCAAAGCUUUUACUUUCUAUUCUAUCAUCGUCAAACCUAUCUCUUCCCCGCGAAUCUCAUCCUUUAUUUCUUAGGCUUCUCUAUAUCUGGGUGAGGAAAUCAUCCAAACCAUCUUCUCUGGUUGUUGAUUUUGCUGUUGAAAUCCUAUCUCGCCUUUUCUCUGCGCAGUUUGGUUCUAAUAAGAGCUCUUUAUUUUUCGCUGAAGGAGUUCUUCUUCUGGGUGCUUUUUCUUUUGUGGCAUCUACUUCUGAAAGGUCCAAAGCUGUUUGCUUGGAAUUACUCUGUAGGCUAUUGGAAGAAGAUUACCAAUUGAUUGGCUCCUUUGAAGGACUUAUUCCCAUUGUUCUUGCGGGGCUUGGAUAUGCUCUAUGUUCUCCUGGGAAUGUUUAUUUUGUCAGAAUUCUGGAUUCUUUGUUUGGAAUUUGGAACAAGGAAGGUGGCCCUUCUGCUAGUGUUUCUCAUGGGCUCAUGAUACUGCAUUUGAUCGAAUGGGUUCUGUCUAAUUUCAUUAAUUCAAAUUACUUGGACAAAAUAAAUCUUUUUGCUAGAGAAACUUUGGAAACUAGAAAGCCAACAUAUGCUUCAUUUGCUGUGGUCAUGGCUGCUGCAGGAGUACUAAGGGCUUCCAGUAGAUCUUUAUCAAGUAAUCUAAUGCAAAUAAGGGUCUCUGCUGAGAAACAGAUUGAAAUUGUAGCAAGAGAUAUAAUUUCUAAAUCCCGGGGUCUUACUAUUUCAAUUAAUGAACCUGGAAACGGUCAUAUUCUACACUGUAUAUCAUUAGCUUUGGCUCGAGGAGGUUCUGUUUCUCCCCAGCCCGCUUUGCUUAUGUGUCUUGCUUCAGCAUUAUUGACUGAAAUCUUUCCCUUGCAACGUUUCUAUUCAAGCAUACUUGAAUGUUUUCAUGGAAAUCCGGCAGGACGGGGGCUUAAGGAGGUUAAAGAACACAUGGACAGUGCAAUUUUUAAGGAAGCAGGAGCUGUAACUCGUGUUUUUUGCGCACAGUAUGUCUCAGCCGAUGAAGGGAGCAAGAGUACAGUGGAGAAUCUUAUCUGGGAUUACUGUCAAGAUGUCUACUUGUGCCAUCGGCAGGUAGCUUUGAUGCUUCGAGGCGUGGAGGAUGAGUUACUUCUGGAUUUAGAGAAAAUUGCUGGAUCUGCCUUCCUUAUGGUGGUUGUUUUUGCUUUUGCGGUCAUGAAACAUAGGUUAGACUCGAGGUUCAAACAAGAAACUCAAAUGGAGGUUUCAGUUAGGAUAUUGGUUUCUUUUUCUUGCAUGGAGUAUUUUCGGCGGAUGCGCUUGCCAGAAUAUAUGGAUACAAUUAGAGGGGUGGUUGUAAGUGUUCAGGAGAAUGAAUGGGCUUGUGUCUCAUUUGUUGAAUCCAUGCCACCUUAUAAUCAUUUGACAAAUCAACAGGGCUCUUCCAGCUUGCACAAAAUGGAAUAUAUGUGGUUGAAAGAUGAGGUGCAGACGGCUAGGAUCUUAUUUUACCUACGGGUCAUUCCAACUUGUGCUGAACGAUUACCGGCUUCUGUAUAUAGAACGGUGGUGGCUCCGAUUGUGUUCUUAUGUAUGGGACAUCCAAAUGGGAAAGUGGCCCGAGCAUCACAUUCGAUAUUUGUGGCUUUCAUAUCUUCUGGAAAGGACUCUAAUCAGGAUGAAAGAGUUUCAUUGAAGGAGCAACUUGUUUUCUAUUAUAUGCAAAGAUCGUUAGAGGGAUAUCCUGGGACUACCCCUUUUGAGGGAAUGGCUUCUGGAGUUGCUGCGAUUGUUCGACAUCUUCCUGCUGGAAGUCCUUCUAUAUUCUACUGCAUCCAGAGUCUUGUUGAAAAAGCUAGUAGCCUCUGCAAUGAAGUUGUUAUGACUCGUGAGAAUGAUCUGUGGAAGAACUGGCUAGGAGAGUCAGAGCCUUGUAAGAAAGUUCUUGAGUUGCUUUUACGGCUCCUCAUUGUGGUGGAUAUACAGGUCCUGCCGAGUUUGAUGAAGUUAUUAGCACAGCUGAUCGUCCAACUGCCCAAAGAUGGCCAGAAUAUGGUUCUUAACGAGUUAUAUGCACAGGUUGCUGAAUCUGAUGAUGUUACAAGAAAGCCCACGCUAGUUUCAUGGCUGCAGUCAUUGUCUUACCUUUGCUCUCAAUCUACUAGCAGAAGAGCAACCAAAGAGGCGGGGCGUGAAGUCAAUGCUGCUUCUACUUGGAAUAUUGUUACACUAGGCUUGAAUAGAAUCAAUGCACGACUCUAAUUGAGAUGCAAAUUUUGGGUAUACGACUUUUUUUGUAGACUUCAAAAUAUAACUAAAUAAAUCAGGAAGAUAAUUAUGUUAUUAUUGUACACGUGUAUUUCUUGUUCAUUGUAAUAAUGCAAUAAAUGGAAGAGGAUAAUUGUUCAUACAUGUGGAAGUGAUUUUCUUGGACAGACUGUUGUCUCCUUAUUUCAGUUGUUCAUUUCUUUAUUUC
This is a messenger RNA of Ilex paraguariensis (yerba mate), 2701 nucleotides long. NCBI's taxonomy places the organism in Eukaryota, Viridiplantae, Streptophyta, Magnoliopsida, Aquifoliales, Aquifoliaceae. The record is from the annotation of a GenBank genome assembly.